GUUCUAACUACUCCGCACGACCACCUACAAAGUUGUAGUCUUUCAAUGCCUUGUAAAGUCUUACAAGGUACUAUGAAAGCGCUAACUAACCUUGUAAUCCUGCGGCAUUAUAAAUGUCCCUUGGGUUUUUUCCGACAAUUCAAUAGUCUGCCUUGGGCCCUCGUGGAGUCGUCGGUUACCGGUCACUGUUUAACCUAUUGGCAACCUUUUUUUAAGACGGAAUGUCCGUUCUUCCUUCUAUCAGUGGAUCUGCCUGUGAUCAUCCUAUUUCGUUCUUCCUAAUAUUCGUCAACGUUCAACCAUCGGUGUUGUCCUGAAAUAGUCCUGGAAUGACAUUGUUUGACAUCUUCCGCCAGCUGGCAUGUCCCACCAAGCGCACAAACAGUAGGGAAGAUAAAAUCUCAGCACUCGGGGGAGUACCUGACCCCAACAACAUGGCUACACCCACAGUUUCAAGGUUCGUUGACACUGUGUUCAUCCGUCCCAUCGUCGUGGCUAUAAGCAGCCUUUUGAUCGCAUCCCUCAUGUCCUACGUGAUGGCUGAACGCCUCGACUGGAGGCCGAUCACCGUAUGCGUUACAUGCGACAUUCUUACGGUCGGCAUUGAUCACUUUAAGGAUCAAGAAAUUAUCAUUGGCGCAUGCAGCGCAGCUGUCGUAAAACGCUUCACCCCUCUGUUCUACCUCGCCCGCAUGUUUCUGAUCCUGAAUGCAUUGCUGCUAGUGAUCGCUCUAAGUCAAGGUUCACCAAAAAUGACUAUCAUCACUGUAGUUUUUACUACCCCAGCUUUCUUGUGGGCGACACCGCUCAAUCCUCGGCAAAUUGGUGCAGCAUUCCAGAGAUUCAUACCUGCAAAGCAUGGUCAAGAAGUGGGGUAUAGUUCAUCGAUAUCUGGUGCUCCAUUCGUCAUCAAACGAGUUCCUGGCAUGAAAUCUAUAUUCAACGGCAUCAUCCGAGGUUGUGGGAUAUUCUUCGUUGUUCACUCAGCACUGCAGGAAUCGGGGAAGUCAAAUUCUAACGUGCACCCAUGGAAGAUCAUUGAGAUUGUCAUUUGGUCGACGAUCAGUCGCACUGGUCAUGGUACGUACGUGACUUUUGCGAGGACGAGAAGGCUGGAGUUCCCGACCAUACCCGUCCUUCUUGGAUCCCCUCUCAAGACUCGGAUAGUCUUAACUGCCAGCCAAGCAGUCGUUAUUAUGGCUUGUCUCGGCAACCCAUACAUUUUAGGGAGUUCCUGCUUCAUGAUCGCUCUUGUUUGGUUCCUAGGGCAAGAUUCCCCAAAAGCGUACUUCAUCCUCAGUAUUCAUUCACAGUCGAUAUUUAUUGUUAUACGUACCCCUUUCUUCGAAUUAGUGAUCGUUUUUAAUACGAUCCCUUCCCUGGACAUGUUUAAUGUUCAAAGUCCAGACUUGGUCGUGCCUUGA
Suillus subalutaceus is the source of this 1424-nucleotide messenger RNA. RefSeq lists its product as uncharacterized. The transcript has 6 exons. The record is from RefSeq and is a predicted model, not a curated record. Lineage: Eukaryota; Fungi; Basidiomycota; Agaricomycetes; Boletales; Suillaceae. The coding region runs from base 330 to 1424 and encodes 364 amino acids.